AGAGCCGAGCUCGAUACAACAGCGGAGACAUCAUGAGCAGACACUCAGGCACUUUGGGCAAUGGGGACACUGCAGACAGCAGCCCAUCGGUAGAUUCAGAAGAUCAGCAAGAAAGGAUCCAGGCACGACGGCUGCGUAUUGAGGCCAGGCGAGACGCCAAGAGACGCGAAGCCCUGGGUGAGGAUCCUAACGCUCAAACCCAACAAAGAGAGGAACCAAGGAACAGCCACAAGCAGAUAGAGGACAGCAGGCAGAGGCUGACCAAACUGGUGAGUGACGGCUCACAGCUGGUGACAAAUAUCCAGGUAGCUGCUGAUGCCAGAGAGACCAAGAGGAGGGCAGAGGAGGAGGAGCUAAGGAGACAGCGGGUUGAAAAACUGAACAAUGAAGCCAAGACCAGCCUGGAGAAGUGUGAUGAGAUUUCCAAGAAAUGGGUGACCACAAAAGCUAAGGAGAUCCACCAGGAUUUGUGGGAUCUGCUGAAUACGCAGCAGCAGCAGUGCGCUCAGCUUAUUGGUGACAAGAACAAACUGAUAAGUGAACUACAACAGGAUCUGAAAAGAAAAGAUGAUCAAUAUGUUAAAGAUCUGAAGAAACAGGCGGAAGACAUUGACCUUCUGAUUGAAAGGAUGGAGGAGCAGAUCCGGAACCUAAUCAAGACUUACCGUGAAGAGCUGCUCCAGACUGAGAAAUCCUUCGAGUUGGAGCGUCGAGAGCUUCUAAAUACAAACAGUAAAAACUGGGAGCAAGGAAUGCAGGAGCGCAGAGACAAGGAGCUAGAGAACCUGAUGAACCGGAUGAAGAAGGUGGAGGAAUAUGAACAGCAACUGAAUCACCUGCGGGUGCAGGAUGGAGAGGAAUACAAUUCACUAAAGAUAAAACUGGAGACUGAAGUGCAGACCCUUCAGCAGCAGCUGCAGCAGAUGAAAGCGCGGUACCAGCUGAACCAGGAGACGCUGGAGUACAAUUUCCAGGUGCUAAAGAAGCGAGACGAGGAGAACGCCAUCCUCAAAGCCCAGCAGAAGAGGAAGAUCACUCGAUUACAAGAUGUCUUGAAUAAUUUAAAGCUAAAGUUGGAAAAACAAAUUAAGCAAAGUAAAGAUGAAAACCAGUCAUUGGCAGAUGACUUUCGGAGAAUUGUAGAUCAGUACAAGGAGGUGCAAAAGAAAAUGAGGCAUUUUUCAGCAAUCGACUCAAAGAAGUUCCAUGAUAUAUGGCUGAUGAAUGAAGAGGAAAUGAAAGAGCUGGUGCACCGCGUUCUCGAGGCAGAUCGUGUUAUACAAGAGCAGCAGCUUGGGUUGCCAUGGAAGGAUCCUGAGCUUUGGUUUAUGGACAAUGUUGGGCCCAUUGUUCCUCAACACAAGAAGAAAAAGACUGCCAGCAUGCUAGCUCAGGAGAUGCUGACAUCAGCAGGUGAGCACAGAAGCCUGACAUCGCCGUCUCAUCCUUUCUCAGCUCACGCUGUAAAACAAAUUUUGGAGCUCCUGUGCGAUGAAUCUGGGUUCCUGAUAGAGAGCAAACUGGUAAAGCUGCUGUCUCCCUUAGAGAAAGAUGAACGGUCGCUGAUGAAACUAGACUCUAUCUUUACGGCUCUCGGGAUUGAGGACGAGGAUGAUGUGUAUAAGCUUGUUGGCUUUUUCUGCAAAUACAAGCAAGGUCUAACAGAUCAGGAUGAAGAAACGAAUGCACACGAUCACACCAGUGAUGGCAGUACUGAAAAUAACUGUCCUCCAGCAACUCCUACAAGUGACCUUAUCCACCCCAAUGACGUUCUGCACGCUCUCAAAGCUUUCGCAAUGGACUUCCGCAGACAAAGGGAGAAGCUUGCUCACUCAAAACUGUCUGCACUGGAGGAGCGUGACAGCAGCGAAGAUUCUGCGUACUGGGCGGCCUUUGCACACGUUAUUCCCGAGUCCCGUCUGAAGGUGUGGGAUGCCCUGGAAUCUGCCUUGGCAAAGUACCAUGAUGUCCUCACCAACCGAUCCCAGCUGAUCGCAGAGACCGGAAGCCUGAGACAGCAAAACACAGAGCUGCGCAUGCUGCUGCAACAGUACCUCAACUCCCGGAUAAACACAGAACUGGAAAUUCCACCCACUAGAAUUCUUCAAGUGGACUUCUCUUAAGCCGAUAACUUCCGUCU
This is a messenger RNA of Bombina bombina (fire-bellied toad), 2140 nucleotides long. It is a transcript of the gene DRC1, whose product is annotated as dynein regulatory complex subunit 1. The record is from RefSeq and is a predicted model, not a curated record. The transcript is spliced from 18 exons. Gene Ontology annotation, cellular component: axonemal dynein complex; axoneme. Lineage: Eukaryota; Metazoa; Chordata; Amphibia; Anura; Bombinatoridae. Bases 33 to 2123 code for a protein of 696 amino acids. Gene Ontology annotation, biological process: cilium-dependent cell motility; axonemal dynein complex assembly; regulation of cilium movement.